GGACGGAGUGCCAUUUAGAAGUUCUAGAAUUAAAAAGUCGUUUUGUUCGUUAUUGUGGCGAACUGAAUUCCUGGUUUCAAUCAAAUUUUUAUCUGGACCAUGAAAUUUCGUUUUUUAUCACCUGAUACGCCAAUCAAGGAAUCCUAUUUGCUGAUUCCAAGAUUUUCCCUCCGAGUUGUGGGAUGUUGGCCUCAAAGGAAAGUACCAACUUUUAUUGGUAUUUUGCAUUUUCUGGCAAGUAGUUCUGCGGUGGCAUUUGGAGCAUUUGGUGAAUGUAUUGCGGGAGCUUUGACACUGAAUCAAAUUCUAGAAACCAUGGAAGCUUGGUGUCCUGGAGUGACCAAACAGAUUUCACUCUUCAAAAUGUGGAUAUUUUUUGUGCACCGCGAAAAGUUGUAUUCGAUGAUCGAAAGGAUUGAACAACUUUUGACAGCAGAUUCCAAUGAGGAUAAAAAGAAAAUAGCACAAAAACUUUCUGUCAUAGCAUCAAUUUUGACAGUUAUACUUUUUGUGAGUGCAAAUUCGACUAAUUUAUUUUUCAACACCAGGCCGUUAAUCAAUAAUAUAAUUCGUAUAUCGAAUGGAAAAAACGCAACCCUGGAUCUACCAUUUAAAAUGAUACUUCCCAAUGUCCUCACCCACUAUCCGGUAUAUCCUCUGACAUACAUUUCCAUGUCCUACUCUGGCGUCAUGACAGUAUUUACAUUCUGUGGAGUCGAUGGUUGUUUCGUCGGCCUCUGUUUCUACAUCAGUGCCUUAUUCCGAAUGAUACAAUACGAUAUCCAGGAACUUUUUGGCCAUUUGCAAUAUCAUGAAAAAGCAGGCAGACGGGACAAUCAAAUAAUGCGCCAAGAAUUGAAGGUAAUUAUUCGCCGGCACAAUGAGGUCAUCGAUUUGUGCAAUGAAUUUAAGGACAUUUUCACGACCAUCAUCAUGGGGCAUUUCCUGUCAGCGUCGCUUGUCGUGUGCUUCAGCGUCAUUGAUCUCUUAUAUAAUACAGGCAUCGGAUUGGUGUUGUACGUCUGCUAUAGCAUAGCAGCACUUUCGCAAUUAUUUUUAUAUUGCAUCGGUGGGACUUAUGUGAACGACAGCAGUUUGGAAAUAUGCGAUUCGGUGUAUCUGGUUGAAUGGUAUAAAUGCGAUGCGGAAACACGCAGAAUGAUCCUCAUGAUAUUGAUUCGUGCCCAAAGGCCGGCAACAAUCAAUGUGCCGUUUUUUACGCCAUCCUUGCCAACAUUUAUGGGCAUUCUCAGCACUACGGGAUCGUAUAUUGCUUUGAUGAAGUCGUUUUUGUGAGCUGAUAAAGAUAAAAUAUUUGUGAUGGCUUCAAGUCUUUAAAAACAAUUCUUAAUUAUUGCUUUUCGAAAUAAUUUUGUAAUGAAAAGAAAAAUAAAUAUAAAUAACAAUAAUGGAAAAUAUAUCUCUUAC
Eupeodes corollae is the source of this 1428-nucleotide messenger RNA. Its product is annotated as odorant receptor 22c-like. Gene Ontology annotation, molecular function: olfactory receptor activity; odorant binding. Gene Ontology annotation, biological process: detection of chemical stimulus involved in sensory perception of smell; sensory perception of smell. Gene Ontology annotation, cellular component: plasma membrane. Bases 100 to 1296 code for a protein of 398 amino acids. The transcript is spliced from 7 exons. Lineage: Eukaryota; Metazoa; Arthropoda; Insecta; Diptera; Syrphidae. The record is from RefSeq and is a predicted model, not a curated record.